UCGACUCGAGUAGUAAAGUAUUCAAGCUCUAUAACGUCAUAUGCCGUAUAACCUAGAUUUUCUCCCGAAAGAGUCGUCUGCUAUUUUGACCCCGAAGCCCGUUCACGCUACCCCGGUCUGAGUUUGUAUUACAGUACAUCGGAUGUGUGACAUACGUGACCGUCCCUUCGUCCUCACCCCCAGGCUCACCGUACCCUCCACCCCGGGGAAGGGCCGGCCAAGGUGUGGCUAGAUGUGGAGGGACGCAUGCAGUCGGUUAAAUGUCUCUCAAUGCGAGGACUCCUCCGGUCGGAGACAGCAAUGCCUUUGCCUGGGAGUCACCAGAAGGCUCCAGAUUUGGUAUCCUGGAACUCAGGAAGGAAAAGUCGCGUGAUGCUGCUCGAUCGAGGCGAGGGAAAGAGAAUUAUGAAUUCUACGAACUAGCCAAGCUUUUACCUCUCCCACCAGCUAUUACGAGCCAGCUGGACAAAGCCUCAAUCAUCCGACUUUCAAUAAGCUAUCUAAAAAUACAGGACUUCUCUUCACAUGGUGACCCACCCUGGGCCAGAGAUGCUUCUCACACCAAAACUCUCAAAAGUCAUAGCCGCCGUCGUAAUAUUGCCAAUAUAGCCUUGGAUGUAUUUGAAUCUCAUCAAGGGACCCAUAUUUUACAGUCUCUGGAUGGGUUUGCAUUUGCUUUGGCAAGUGACGGGCGAUUCCUGUACAUAUCGGAGACAGUUUCCAUAUAUCUAGGUCUUUCUCAGGUAGAGGUCACUGGCAGCAGUAUAUUUGAUUACGUCCAUGUCCAAGAUCAUCAAGAACUAGCUGAACACUUGGGACUGGGAUUUCCACAUGCCUCCAGCAGUAGUGGUACUCCGUCCCCCGGAUCUCAGUCUGACGAGGGGUCAGCCCCUACAACACCCAGUGUCCUGUCCUCCCCACCCCCAGAGAGAGCCUGCCUGAUGUCACCGACUGAGAAGGGGAUCGAGCGGUCAUUAUGUCUGAGGAUGAAAUCUACACUAACAAAGCGAGGAGUACAUGUCAGGACAUCUGGGUACAGAGUUGUGUAUAUUGUCCUUAAACAGCGCCCCCAGAUCUGUUUUUCCCUGAACAGGAAACAUCCUCCACAGAUCAUGGGCAUGGUUGGCUUGGCCAUUGCCCUGCCUCCCCCGACCAUCACGGAGCUCCGUAUAGAGAGUGAUACCUUUAUCAUGAGGCUUAAUCCUGACUUCAGUGUUAUUUACUGUGAUACAGCGAUUUCUGAGCUGACAGAUUGGUCAAGUGAAGAUAUCAAUAAUAAAGUAUUGUACGACUUCUGUCACCCAGGCGACCUUAAUAAACUACGCAGAUCUCAUUUAGACAUUAACACAAAGGGUCAGGUGUUAUCAGAUUACAUGCGAAUGAUGAACAAGUGUGGAGGGUAUGUGUGGAUCCAGGUGUGUGGUACAACUCUGUACAGCUCCAAGACUUCAGAUGACCACACGAUACUCGUCAUCAUCUAUGUACUCAGUGGUGUGGAGUAUGGGGGCUGUGUGAUGGACACAAGUCAGCUACUGACCACAGGACCAACAGAGACUGACCAUUCAGACAAUACUGACCAUAGUGAGCAGGGCUCAGACCAUGGAGGGAGAAGUAACCAUGACGCCCUUCAUCGCCCCAGGGAGAGUCCUGGAAAUGACAGUAAGGACCCUCCGUGCCUCAGGGUCACAUCGCCAGUGUCCAGUUCCACGUCUCUACAGCGGUCAAAUAGGUCCGACUCUCAAGAGAUUGACAGCAGCAGUCACGAUAACAAAACAUUUAAUGGUAUUGUGAAUAGCUCUCAGACCAAUAACACUUUCCAUUCCAAGAAUUGUGAAUCCACAGUGGGCAAUGCCGUACAGGAAAAAGUACAUCUGUUAAAAAAUGACUACAAAAAUUCACGUAGAAAAGCUGACCGACCAAAGCGUCGGAGACGAGACUAUGAUUGUCUGAGUUCAGAAGUGGAGGAUUUCCAGUCAUCUGUGUCCAAACACAGUCCAAUGGAGCAGGACAGGUGUUGUGAAGUGACCUCGGUCUGUACUAACCAUGCUAUCAUGGGCUCUGUGGACAGCACGGAGCGGUCAAGCUGUAGUGUACCUGAAGAUCUUUCUCUCCACAACUUCACCAUGAGGCAAGCUGCUGUGGUCAGUACUCCAGGCUGCGAAUCUCAAAAUAACAUUUCUGUCAAUUGCUGGCAGAAAGGCACCAAAGAACGCAAAAAAGAACGAGACAUGCAAGAGAAUCCAUCCAGUUCUGUUCAGGACCUGGAGGAUGUCAUGAAUAAACAUUUGCCAAAUCUGACCAAUCACAUUGAAGCAGUAGUAAGGACUUCUCCUAAUGAUCUCACAUCAAGUAGACAUAUGUCCAACUCCCUACAGAAACAGCACUCAACCAUCCAGUGGCGGGCUAACACUGAAACGGAUACCCUGCCAGCUUCCACAUUGUUACGAACACUGUAUGCUAAUAGGGAGUCUGUUAUCCGCAGCAGUGCCCGCCCCCAGUGUUUUAGUGGCGAUAGUACACAGGCGGUUGACUCGGUUGAUAUGCUCACCCCUCCCAGUAAUGAGGGGAAUCUCAAGGAGCAAUUAACCCUAAAUAUCCCUCAGAUCACUGUGAGCAGUAGUAAAUGUGUCCAGGGGGGUUACACAAAUCCGUUGUCUGUCACGGUUCACAGCACCCUCCCAGACAGCUUCUCAAUGACACCGCCAUCCUCUGUGUCACCCGAGGACAAGGUCACAACCUCUUUCAUGGAGACAAACUUUGACCCCAGUCCAGUGUCGUGUCACAUGGUGACGGGUCCUACGGCAACAAACCCGGUGAAGUCCAUGGCCCUGUCCCCCCAGUCACAGGUGAUGCCAGCACAUACGGACUACAAUACUUGUAGUAAGGUUGGUGGGUAUGGCAAUAUGAGUCCGUAUCAGAUCGCAGAGUACCAACAGUACCUACACAACGGAGCCCCAAACUCUCUGUAUGACACACGACCAGAGGGCUGGUACCCUGUCUCCUACACAUCCUAACCGAAUGUCCAGGCCAUCCUAAUCAAUAUGUUUUACCGACUAUUAUAAUUUUAAGAAUAUUAAAAUUUUGUGAUGAUUAUUAAUGAGGGCUAUUCCAGUAAAAUAAAUAUGCUAUGAGAGGACUCCAGUAAUAAAGGAAUUCUACACAUGGUGAGUACUGGAGCAAAUGAGGCUUUUUAUUAUAGUACUGUUUGAAUUGCAUGGUCCCUGUCUGACGAACCUGGAGUCCUCCCAUUGGGUAGAUAUUGUACCCUGGAAGUCAUCUCAUUGGGUAGAUUUUGUAUCCUCGAGUCCUCCCAUUGGGUAGAUAUUGUACCCCGGAGUCCUCCCAUUGGGUAGAUAUUGUACCCGGGAGUCCUCCCAUUGGGUAGAUAUUGUACCCUGGAGUCCUCCCAUUGGGUAGAUAUUGUACACUGGAGUCCUCCCAUUGGGUAGAUAUUGUACCCGGGAGUCCUCCCAUUGGGUAGAUAUUGUACCCUGGAGUCCUCCCAUUGGGUAGAUAUUGUACCCCGGAGUCCUCCCAUUAGGUAGAUAUUGUACCCUGGAAUCCUCCCAUUGGGUAGAUAUUGUACCCCAGAGUCAUCCCAUUGGGUAGAUAUUGUACACUGGAGUCCUCCCAUUGGGUAGAUAUUGUACCCUGGAAUCCUCCCAUUGGGUAGAUAUUGUACCCCAGAGUCAUCCCAUUGGGUAGAUAUUGUACACUGGAGUCCUCCCAUUGGGUAGAUAUUGUACACUGGAGUCCUCCCAUUGGGUAGAUAUUGUACCCUGGAGUCCUCCCAUUGGGUAGAUAUUGUAUCCUGGAAUCCUCCCAUUGGGUAGAUAUUGUACCCCGGAGUCAUCCCAUUGGGUAGAUAUUGUACCCGGGAGUCCUCCCAUUGGGUAGAUAUUGUACCCUGGAGUCCUCCCAUUGGGUAGACAUUGUACCCUGGAAUCCUCCCAUUGGGUAGAUAUUGUACCCCGGAGUCCUCCCAUUGGGUAGAUAUUGUACACUGGAGUCCUCCCAUUGGGUAGAUAUUGUACCCGGGAGUCAUCCCAUUGGGUAGAUAUUGUACCCGGGACUCCUC
Messenger RNA from Pecten maximus, 4078 nucleotides. RefSeq names its product protein trachealess-like. Gene Ontology annotation, molecular function: DNA-binding transcription factor activity, RNA polymerase II-specific; RNA polymerase II transcription regulatory region sequence-specific DNA binding; protein dimerization activity. The record is from RefSeq and is a predicted model, not a curated record. The coding region runs from base 261 to 3014 and encodes 917 amino acids. The transcript has 13 exons. Gene Ontology annotation, biological process: regulation of transcription by RNA polymerase II. NCBI's taxonomy places the organism in Eukaryota, Metazoa, Mollusca, Bivalvia, Pectinida, Pectinidae.